CCUUCUCUUCACCAAAACCCUUGUCCCUGCGAUCCCUGAAACCCUAGCCCCAACGCCGUCACAUGGCGUCCCGGGGAGGUUACGACGGCGGCUCCGCCACGGGAGGCAAGAUCCGUAGGCGCCCUCCCUCCCGCGCCGCGGCUGCGUCGCCCUACGCGCGCCCCGCUGCCGCUUCCGUUCCGGCGGCGCGCGGCGGCGAAGGAAGAAGCUGGCUCACCCGUCUCAUCGCCAGCGGCGCCUCGCGCGUCCUCUCCUCCGUGUUUCGGAAGUCUCCUCCGCAGCUUGCCGCGUCGCCGCUUCCGGAGCCGCUCGAUGCACAGCCUACGCGGCCGGAAUCAGUCGAAGCACCACCCUCGCAACCGGAGUUGCUCGAUGCGCCUCCCUCACCGCCUCCGCCGCCUCUAGAGGAUGACAUUCCGGAAGGAAAAGAAUAUUGUGGAGAGACUGCUAAUAAUCUCUCUACUGUUAAUCUUGAAAAUUUCGUCAAUGUUGGAGAUGACAUACCAAGUUCUGAUUGCCAUGGUGGUAUGGAUCUUGAAGAAUUAUUGAAGCAGAGGACCUUUACAAGGAGUGAGUUUGAAUAUCUGGCUGAGUUGUUGCGAUCUAGAACUGUUGGAUACAAUACAUUGCAGGAAGAAGCUAGUAAUAUCAAGCAAAUGCGUUUAAAGGAGAAGGAAAAUGGAUCUAGAGACUUGCCUUUUGCUGAUCAAGUUGCUUCACCUGCAGAACUUGCAAAGGCAUAUAUGGGUUCAAGAUGUUCAGAGGGGUUGCCAUUACGUCUUAGAUUGCAUGACCCCUCCACUCUGCCUAAGAAAUCAAUAGAUGCCAUCACAACACAAAAAGCUAAAUCUCCGAAGGCCCUACCUCUUCCAAGUUCAAGAUCAUAUGCUUCCACGCCCUUUCCUCGUCUUGGAAGCAACUAUAUGACUCCUAAUAAAUCAGCAAUACACAAAAUGUCAUCGUCUCCAUAUUUUAAGGGUCCUAUUUCUUCCAGGGACAUGUCUAGUACUGUAUUGUCAUCUUAUCAGACUGCAAACAGUGUUCACACAUUUGGCAGGCAGGUCCUGAAGAGGAAGAGUACUGCUCUCAACAAUGAGACGGUCUCUGUUGGUCCCAUACGCAAAAUGCGGCAAAGAUACAACAGAGUAUCACCAUUGCUGGAAACACGGCCUGGUUAUCGUGGAUUUCUUGGUAGUCAUGCAAGCAAACUCGAGGAAAAUUUUGAACACUCGUCACAAACUCAAAAGCGUCGGUGUCUGGAUAAAAUUGACGAUGUGACUCAAGGUGUCUAUGGUAACAGUUUUGGUCAGGCACCCGCUCAAUCAACUGAGAUGGCUGCGAAGAUACUGAAGCAGCUUGAUUCGCUUGUCCCAUCACAGAAGGAAGGUGCAUCAGAAAUAAUGCAAAAACAUUGGAAUACAAUGGAUGUUGAGGAUUCUGUUUCCCGGAGAAAGGAAAUAUCAGGCAGCUUUUUGGAAUCUUCUUCGUCAGGAGUCCAGGAGUAUUCUUUACUGAACAACUUCAAUGGUGCUGCCAAAUGCACACCGGCUACAAUAGAUGUGAAGAAUGUUGAUGCUACAUCAAACAUAUCUGCUGCUGUGGAAAGUAAAUCAUCCUCCGAACGAAUAACUUCACCCAAGGACUCUCGGGAGCUGGACAACUACAGUGGCACUACGAAGGUUGCACUUCAUCAAGCAAAUGAUAAAAUUGAGAAAAGUCAGCCAUCAAUCUCAGAGCAUGCUACUAAGAAUUCUGCAACAAUAAAUAAGGAGAAGCCUUCAACAUUCUCUUUGAGAAGCUAUUCUCCCUCUAAUCUUGUGUUAUCAAGUGAAAUUGACCGAAGCCAAAUGUUGGCUUCAUCGAAUGGCUUCUCGUUCCCUGCCACGACUGCAUUGGGUGCUCACUCGCAGGCCCCUCCAACGCCUACUAUGGCGUCUCCGCCUGUACUACCUGUUGGGAAGCACCAAUCUUCUGCUGUACCCGGUGUACCAGUUACUUCUGCGGAAACUGCUGCACGGAUUGCCAAACAAGUUUCAGAAGCAGGCACAAUUUCAAACAAACAUGAUAAGAAGUCAGAUGCAGAAAUUCCACCAAUUUCUUCCAAGAGUGCUGAACAUGUUGCAUCUUUCACCAGUAACCAUGUAUUUAGUGUUGUCAGUUCGAAGCCUGCAACCUUAAGCAAUGGGCUAGCACAUUCAUCGAAAUCUACUACCUCUGCUGUUCUUCCAUCUAAUGGGUCGAACAACUCAGUUUUGUUUACAAAUACUGGUGUGUCAACUUCAUUUCCACAAUUCUCGUUUCAAUCUGGUUUCCAGACUUCAUUGAAUUCAGCGCAGCAAUCUGGUGGUGUUCAGUUUAAAGCAGAGUCUAUCAUAGCAGCGCCAUUCAGCAUGCAGCGUAAUUCAACUGGAGGCAGUCCAAGUAGUUCAUCGACAUUCUCACAAAUAUUUGCUGGCACAACUUCCCAAUCUGUUGAAGCACCACCAUCAGGAAGUGGCAGUGCCCCUUCCAGUUUCUCUCCAAAGUUCGGUGGUGCAAGUUUGUUAGCUGCACAGGACAAAUCCAAGGAAGGAAGCAGCAGUACCCCAUUUAAUUUCUCUCCACAGUUUGGUAGUGUGGUUUCGGUCGCUUCUCUGGGCAAGUCCAAUGUAACCUCACCUGAAUCAGCAUUGUUUUCUGGAAACAAGUGCGCCCAAUCGGGAAAUAACAAUUUAUUGUCCACACAGAGUUCAGCAAGUAAGUUCAACUUGGUACCUCCAGAAAAAUCAAACAUGGGAAAUUUACCAAAUUUUGCAAGUUCACCAUUUGGUUCAGCACCUUUGAGCUCUAGCCCUUCCAAUUCAAGCUCCAUAUUUCCUUUCACGGCUGCUUCUGGUUCAACCUCUCUGCCGACAACUGCGCCACUGCCUUUGCCAGCUAGUAGCUCUACUUUGGGAGCCAGUAAAGCAUUCUCGGUGUCACCAAUAUUUGGCAGUAAUUUGGCUACAACUGCUCCAUCUUUGUUUGGCAUGCAGAAUACUGGUUCUGCUUUUUCGCCUUCCAGCUCAACCUCGAGUGCCGUAUUCUCAUUCACUGCGGCUACACCUACGAUACCAGAUCCAUCACCCUCAACACCCCUAUCUGGUCAAACGAGCCCAGCUGUUGGUUUGAGUACAGGAACUGAUCAGAUGAAUGGAGGUUUAAGUACGGGCCCUUUAUCGACCGCUCCACAGUUUAACUUUCAGAGCAAUUCACCAUCGGCUCCGGUUUUCAGCACACCAGCUACUCAAUUCGCUUCCACAACACCAGCCUCACCAGGCAUUUUCCAGUUUGGUCAGCAGAGUCAACCUUCCCCAGGUGGCUUCUCAAUGGGCAUUGUCAGGGACAAUGACAAGUCUGGCAGAAGAAUUAUCAAAGCAAAGCGAAAGAAAUAGGGCACUUUGAUACUCUUUAGUUUAUCAGAAGUGCAUGGCAUGCAGUCUAUUUUGACUGGCUCGGGCGAAUUGCUCUGGCUUUUCAUGGCUCUGGGGCAGCGCGCAAGUAUAUCUUACCACAUUUUUGCACAAUAUACACAGGAGUAUAUGCUGCGCUGGCGUAAGAUGCCCCUGAUUUUUUGCCUGUCUGAAUUUUGGCACAGUAACUAUGGUGGACUCCCUGUAGACUAUCAGUGAACUGAAUUUUGUUGUACGAUUUAUACCCUGAUGUACCAUUACAAAAAACAUUUGUAUAUUGAAGUAUUGUUUUAGGUAUCUGUUCAUUUUACUCGUAUGAUUCAUAUAUUGUUUUAGGGAAUCCGUUCAUUUUA
This is a messenger RNA of Brachypodium distachyon (stiff brome), 3784 nucleotides long. RefSeq names its product nuclear pore complex protein NUP1. Gene Ontology annotation, biological process: nuclear membrane organization. The transcript is spliced from 9 exons. Bases 63 to 3413 code for a protein of 1116 amino acids. Gene Ontology annotation, cellular component: nuclear envelope. NCBI's taxonomy places the organism in Eukaryota, Viridiplantae, Streptophyta, Magnoliopsida, Poales, Poaceae. The record is from RefSeq and is a predicted model, not a curated record.